AUGGUUCAAAAAGUGAGUACUAAAGGAUCUAAACGGGCGGCAGUUAAAGUUAGUAGCACAACACGUGCCUUACGAAAAAAGAAAAAGCGAUCCCAAAACUAUCAUUUGUACAUUCUCAGGAUAUUGAAAUCUGUCCACACUGAUUUGGGGAUGUCAAAGAAAGCUAUGAUGGCUAUGGACAGCUUUACUUUUGACAUUUACGAAAAAAUCAAGAACGAAGCUUGCAAUUUAGUUCAGCAUAAUAGCAAAGCUACUAUCACAUCGAGAGAAAUUCAAACAGCAGUACGCUUGAUUUUGCCUGGAGAAUUGGCAAAGCAUGCUAUUACCGAAGGGGCAAAGGCGGUCACCAAGUAUACCAAUACUAAGUGA
Vollenhovia emeryi is the source of this 369-nucleotide messenger RNA. Its product is annotated as late histone H2B.L4-like. Gene Ontology annotation, molecular function: protein heterodimerization activity; structural constituent of chromatin; DNA binding. The transcript has a single exon. The coding region runs from base 1 to 369 and encodes 122 amino acids. Gene Ontology annotation, cellular component: nucleosome. The record is from RefSeq and is a predicted model, not a curated record. NCBI's taxonomy places the organism in Eukaryota, Metazoa, Arthropoda, Insecta, Hymenoptera, Formicidae.